AUGUCGAAUGAAACAGAUACAUUAAUCGAAUCUGCUGUUGUUAGUGAAGACAAACCUGUAAUCUUGAAUAAUGACCAAACAGACACAUCAACAACCAACGGCGGAUUUCAUUCAAAUGGAACUAACCAAACCGAACAACCACCACCAGAACAACAAGAAAUUGAAUCAACAAAAAAUAAUUAUGAAAACAGUGAACAACAAUCAUAUAAUAAACAUGAUUUAGAGCCUGAAUCACUCCGAAAAGUUUUUAUUGGUGGACUUUCGUAUAAAACUGAUGAUCAAGUUUUCAAAGAUUAUUUCUCAAAACAUGGAGAAAUUGUUGAUUGCAUUAUAAUGCGUGAUCGUGAAGGUCGAUCUAGAGGUUUUGGUUUUGUUACCUAUGCUUCAUCGACAAUGGUUGACAGUUUAAUGGCAGCUCGUCCACAUGUUCUUGAUUCACGUGAAAUCGAACCAAAACGAGCUGUACCACGAGAAGAAAGUGGAAAACCCGAGUCAUCGUUAAGUGCAAAAAAAUUAUUUGUCGGUGGUAUUCGAGCAGAUACAAUCGAUGAAAAAGAUCUUAAUGAAUAUUUCUCAAAAUAUGGUCAUAUUAUUGAAGCCGUGAUUAUGAAAACCAACGAAGGAAAAUUACGUGGUUUUGGAUUUGUUGAAUUCGAUGAUUACGAUCCAGUAGAUAAAAUUGUAUUAGAAAAACAUCAUGUUAUUAAAGGAAAUCCCGUUAAUGUCGAAAAAGCACUACCCAAAGAUCAGACAAAUCGUGGUCGAAUGUCAGCAGGAAACUACGGUGGACAAGGGGGUGCUGGCGGUGGUGGUGGUGGUGGCUUUGGUGGUGGAGGANGUGGUGUUUGUUGUGGUGGUGGUGGGGGCGGCGGCGGUGGCGGGGGUUGCGGUGGUGGUGGUGGCUAUGGAGCUGGAGGAGAUUAUGGUAAUCGUUCUGCGCCAUAUGGAGGUGGUUAUGGUGGUGAUAUGGGAGGCAAUAGUGGGGGUGGAAUGAUGGGCUAUGGUGGUUCAGCACCUAUGGGUGGUGGAGGAGGAGGUGGGGGUGGAUAUGGAAUGGGAGGACCACCACGAGGUGGUUACGAUGAUGGAUUUGGAGCUUUCGGUGCAGCAUCUGGCUUUGGUUUCGGUCAAAGUUACGGAUCAUCAUCAGGUGGUGGUCCAAUGCGACGUGGAGGUAGUGGUCGAGGUGGCGGUGCACCGUAUGGUCGUGGUGGUGGUGGCCGUGGAGGUGGGGGUGGUGGUUAUCGUGGCCGCAAUUAA
This is a messenger RNA of Rotaria socialis, 1260 nucleotides long. Lineage: Eukaryota; Metazoa; Rotifera; Eurotatoria; Philodinida; Philodinidae. The record is from the annotation of a GenBank genome assembly.